CUCACGGACUGAUGUGGCAGACUUUGCUCCCAGGCAAAACUAAAGAACCCUUCUAUUCAUGGAGGUGAAUGCUACAGAAGCUUUCCACAUGAACCCUGAAGUGAACGUCUGAUACAUUUCCUGUAGAAAGAGAAAGGAACCAAAAUGAAGGAAAGUGUGGCAUCCACAGUUGUUUUCAUUUUGCUACUUUUUCUCAACACCAGUCUCCUGAAUGGACAAUCACCUCCUGGAAAACCUGAGAUCUUGAAAUGUCGUUCUCCUGAAAAGGAAACAUUCACCUGCUGGUGGAAACCUGGGGAAGACGGAGGACUUCCUACUAAUUACACGCUGAUGUACCACAAGGAAGGAGAGACAAUCACACACGAAUGUCCAGACUACAUAACCAGUGGCCCCAAUUCCUGUUACUUCAACAAGAAGCACACCUCCAUAUGGACAAUGUACAUCAUCACGAUAAAUGCCACAAACCAGAUGGGAAGCAGUUCCUCGGACCCACGUUAUGUGGACGUGACUUACAUAGUUGAACCAGACCCUCCUGUGAACCUAACUGUGGAAUUAAAACAGCCAGAAGACAAAAAACCAUAUCUGUGGAUGAAAUGGUACCCACCUACCCUGGUUGACGUUAGAUCUGGUUGGCUCACACUCCAGUAUGAAAUUCGGUUAAAACCCAAGAAAGCAACUGAGUGGGAGACUCAUUUUGCUGGGCAGCAGACUCAGUUUAAGAUUCUCAGCUUAUAUCCAGGACAGAAAUACCUUGUCCAGGUUCGCUGCAAGCCAGACCAUGGAUUCUGGAGUGAGUGGAGCCCAGAGAGCUCCAUCCAGAUACCUAAUGAUGUCACCAUGAAAGAUACCAUCGUGUGGAUCUUUGUGGCCGUUCUUUCUGCUGUCAUCUGUCUGAUUAUGGUCACAGCUGUGGCUUUGAAAGGCCAUAGCAUGGUGACCUGCAUCCUUCCACCAGUUCCUGGGCCAAAAAUAAAAGGAUUUGAUGCUCAUCUGCUGGAGAAGGGCAAGUCGGAGGAACUGCUGAGCGCCCUGGGGUGCCAAGACUUCCCUCCCACUUCUGACUGUGAGGACUUGCUGGUCGAGUUUUUAGAAGUGGAUGACAGCGAGGACCAGCAGCUGAUGCCAGCGCAUUCAAAAGAACACCCGGGUCAAGACGUGAAGCCCACACCCCUGGAUCCAGACAGUGACUCUGGCCGGGGCAGCUGCGACAGCCCUUCCCUUUUGUCUAAAAAGUGUGAGGAAGCCCGGGCAAACCCCUCCAUGUGUAACACUCCUGAGGGCAUUGAGAAGCCAGAGAAUCCCCACACAAAGGUUACCCGCACUCGGGACGCCCAGAGCACACGCUUGGAAGGCAAGAUCCCCUAUUUCCCUGCCGACGGAUCCAAAUCCUCAACAUGGCCUUUACCACAGCCCCCCAGCCAGCACAGCCCCAGAUCUUCUUACCACAGCAUUGCUGAUGUGUGUAAGCUGGCUGUGGGCACGGCGGGGGCAUCGGCCACUUUGUUGGGCAAAACAGACACACACGCUUUAAGAUCUUCAAAACCCACCGAGACUGAAGGGGAGGAAAAGGCAGCUGAGCGGAGAGAAGUAGAAAGCUUCCAUUCCAAGACUGACCAAGGCACAGCAUGGCUGUUACCCCUGGAGAAAACCCCUUUUAUCUCUGUGAAACCCUUGGAUUACGUGGAGAUUCACAAGGUUAACAAAGAUGGAGCACUGUCAUUGCUCCCAAAACACAAAGAGAACAGCAACCAGACAGAGAAGCCCAGUACUCCUGAAGCCAGUAAAGAGUAUGCUAAGGUGUCCAGGGUGAUGGAUAACAACAUCCUGGUGUUAGUGCAGGAUCCGCGAGCUCAGAACCUGGCUGCGUUUGAAGAACCAGCCAAGGAGGCUCCGCCAUCUCUUCAAGAGAAUCCAGCCGAAGAAGACCUGGCCUCCUUCACCUCGUCCCCAAGCAGCUGCGGACUCCAGCUGGGUGGGUUGGAUUACCUGGAUCCCACAUGUUUUAUGCACUCCUUUCAGUGAUAGCUUGAUUAACGGAAUGAUUGGUUAAAAUGUGAUUUCUUUUCAGGUAACACUACAGAGUACAGGAAAUGCACCCUACUAGAGAAUGCUCGAGAAUGUGGGUUAGAAUGACACUAUACAGCCCAUAGUUCGCUCCUCAUGCUCCAUUUUCAACCAGCUGCCUCUUUCUCCAACAGUUGAUUCCAGAACAAAUUGUUUUGUUUCCUGUGAUUUGUAGAUUGACUUUUUUUGCUCUUAGUUAUAAAAUUAUGUGUUCAAUGAAAGAAAAGCACAUCCUUUAGUAUUUUUGAGGGACAGUGCCAAUAGGUAUAUCCUCUGGAAGGGGCUUUCAUGGUCUGGUAUGUGACCAAACGAAAUGAAAUACCCACAGCUGUUUACCACAGGAAGAUGAUAGAUGUGAGAAAAAUGCCAUGAAAACCGCUUUCAAAAACCAACAAACCUUUGCACCCCUCUUUCAUUUUAUUUAGAUUAACCAAAUACGACCCAUUUGAAGAAAGAAUGCAUUCCAGAACACCAGAUACAUUGUUUACAUCAGUUCCUCUCACCUUAGUGAUAUAUUGCCAAUAUGCAAGCCAAAAUGAUGCCUCCAGUUUUUUCUUAAAAUGGUUUGAAUUUGUUAAGCAUGGAUUUUUUUUUCUCCCCCUAAAUUGUAUUUUAUUCUGAAGCCUCUAGAGAAAAUAGUUUUGGAAAGCGAAAUUUUCUAACAUGACAGGUAAAUGAGUUUCAUGUGGUAAAUUCUUCUACAAUGUUUUCCUGUUUCAUUUCAGCAUAAGAGAUAAUUUAUUAUACACCCUAGUCUUCGGUUAGGUUAAAAAAAAAAAUCCCCAAAGACUAAUUUUAAAAGAUAAUCACAGCAGGAUGCUAAUGGAAAUACUGCCUUACUGUACAUACAAAUUCUACUUUAAUA
Messenger RNA from Callorhinus ursinus (northern fur seal), 2929 nucleotides. RefSeq names its product prolactin receptor (gene PRLR). Gene Ontology annotation, cellular component: signaling receptor complex; external side of plasma membrane. Gene Ontology annotation, molecular function: cytokine binding; peptide hormone binding; prolactin receptor activity. Gene Ontology annotation, biological process: cytokine-mediated signaling pathway; positive regulation of cell population proliferation. Lineage: Eukaryota; Metazoa; Chordata; Mammalia; Carnivora; Otariidae. The record is from RefSeq and is a predicted model, not a curated record.